Culex quinquefasciatus (southern house mosquito) is the source of this 10696-nucleotide messenger RNA. RefSeq names its product protein hairless. The transcript is spliced from 4 exons. The coding region runs from base 2310 to 5375 and encodes 1021 amino acids. NCBI's taxonomy places the organism in Eukaryota, Metazoa, Arthropoda, Insecta, Diptera, Culicidae. The record is from RefSeq and is a predicted model, not a curated record.
UUGCGACAGGCAGAGGCGAAUGAAUACCUACAUUCGUCGACAACGAACCACCAAGUGACGACGACGACGACGGAGAAGAAGAAAAGCUCUGGUGGCGAGCGAGCUCGCAGCUCUCAACAGGCACUGGUACUGAAGGAAAACGACACUUUUCGGUUGCAAUCCGGCACGAUUCGGUCGGUUUGGUGGCACACGGGUGCAGCUAGUGGUGCACUUCCGGUCGGAACGCACUUCUCCGUAGUGGCAGAUCCAGUUUUGAGCAGGGAAAAACGGCCCUCUGGAACAGCAGCAGCAGGAGUGAGGAGGAGGCGAACGAAAAAGAAGGAAAGCACGGCAGCAGGAAGAAAAAGAACACACACACACACACACAUGAAACACUGACACGGCGCAGCACAGCACGGACGGACGGAGGAGUACGGCGAAAGAGAGCGAGAGGGAGAGAGAGAGUGUGUGUGUGUAUCAGAGUGUCGGUGGAUUUUCUGUUGGAACGAGAUUCGUCGGAGACCUCUGUGAGGACGGUCGGUUGGUUGGUCGGGAAUCGUUUGUACUCGAGAACAGACCCCUCGAUAAAAAGAGGGAAUUCAGGAAGAGGGCGGAAGUGUGUGUGUUUGUGCGUGCGUGAAGGAUUACUACGGUUCUUUUGGGAGUGAAGGGCCUGGUUGUGGGCGACCGGAAGGUGCCCCGUCCUAGUGUGUGUUAUCAUCCAACCUGACCUGCCCCUGGUUUGGGCUCAGACGGACGGAGGAGACAGCAGGUGGAUUUGCUGACGGUGUCCGACCCCGAUCAGUGUGCCGAAUGUGCCAAGCAAGCGUUGCCGGGAGUGUCCUGCCCAAGGAACUUCCAAACUCCAGCAGCCUGCUACGAUUCUUCAUCCAGAUCCAGUUUCUUUAAUACGUAAAAAGAGAAGAAAACCUCAAAAGUAUAGAAAAAAUAUUCCAAUACACACAAUAUUGUGCGCGAAAUUCGUGGCUGUGAAGUGAGUUUAAAACGCAGAAAAUAUUUCCAAUCUCAGGGCAUUUUUUUUCCUCGUUCCUUGGAAUGAAUGAUUUCAGUAGUCCCUAGUGUGUGAUUUAAAUGAGCGAAAUACUAAGCCCCUUAUUAUUUUGAUAGUGUGUUCGGGGUGUUCCGAGUGUAUGUGUGCAUGGAAAUACGAGAAAAUGGUGACGAAGCUCUGAAAAACUCCAGAGUGUGAAGAAAACCAUUGAAACCAUCCAACGAGCAGCGCAGAGCUCCAGCACGUCCCGCAGAGUGCGAACGAAGGAAAGAAGAGAGAGAAAUAAAGGAAGGUUGACAGAUUGCGUUGGUGUUGGUGCGUUGGCCGCCGUCGUCGUCGGCUCGGGGGUGUCGUAGAGGCGCUGCAUGUGUGUGUGGUCGUGCGUGUGGUGACACACCAAAGCGCGCGGGGGGAGAAGAAUCGAUUUUUCCCUGUCCCCUGGCCGCCCGUCUCCCCACCAUAUCCCGAGAUCCUCGCGGAUCUUCACAAAUGGAGCCAGCCCUCGGGACGGUACAGCUUCAGGACAGUUGCGGAAGCGCGGACGGUCAAAGCAGGCGGAAGGAAGUGUGAAACGGAAGCACGAAGGACCAGAUGUGCCACCGUCGUCUCCGCCAAGGUUCCCACUGCUCCAGCUUGCAGGAGAUUGAUGGGUAGAUAGCGCACGGUUUGCGAACCUGCUGCCAGUGGAGCAUACGCGAAAGAAGGAGAGCACGGCAGAGCAGAAAGGGAGAGAGAGCGAGAGACUCUGCUUGCACAUAUGCGCCGCGGAUCCCGACCGAAGGAGGAAUCAAGUAGCAGUCAAAAUAAUCAAUUAAUUGAUAAUGUCCUCUUGCAGCGAAAAUUAAAGCCGCGCGCAAGAACCGCUGUGUGAGCGGAAAAAGGCAAGACUGAGAGAAAACGAAACAGAGGGAGAGAGAGAGAGAGUGGAGAGAAUAAGAAGCAACAGCACUUGAAUCGGACAUUCCACGGCGGAAAAAGACACACAUAGCAUAUACACAAACACACAUGAACUUGCUAGCGGCUGGAAGAGGCAAAAAAACGACACACACGGUUGUGGUGAUCUCGCGCUGGAGCACAACAAAUUAAAGGUAUUAUAAAAGAAACCACGAAAGCGAGCGAAGGAAAGAGGGAGAGCGAGCGCGAGCGCCUGCUAGCGAGAGAAAAGAAAGAAGCGAAACUCUGUGGAAUCCCACACACAUUCUUGGAGCCGUGUCGCCGCUGCCACAUAUCUUCCAACCCCCGCCGGCACACCUCCCCGCAAGCCUUUCGGCAACGGGGGGGACCCCGAAGGAUCCGGUUGUUCGGUUGAGGGUGGACCAUGUAUAUUAUCAACCCGACCAGCGGCAAGGAGAUCCCGAACAGCUACCCAACCAGCUCGAGCACCGGCAGCAACUCUAGCUCUAGCUCCAGCGGCAGUCCUGCGGCCGCCGCCAACCAAGAGAUUAUCAGCAAAAUUCUGACAAAAUGUGCCACGAUGACGGAUGAAGUCGGCACUACGACCGCCACCACUACCACCACCGUCAAUGGUACCGCCACGAUCCUGCUGUCUCCGUCGGCUGCGGCGGCGGCAGCUGCUGCCGCGCACCACCACCACCACCAGCUCCAGCAGCAGCAGCAGCAACUUCCGGUGGUAGGAGUCUCCCCGCAAUCCUCACCCGCGUCCUCGUCCUCGUCGGCCUCGUCACCGACGGCGGACGGACCACAGCCGAAGGCUAAGAGUUCGGGUGGGACGAACGGGACUGCCGGGAAGCAUGCUAUGGUGGCCGGAAACGGCAAACUCAACGGGAACGGUACGCAAUCGUUGUCGGUCAGUGGUGGUGGCGGUUCCGGCGGCAGGUUGCAGUUUUUCAAAGAUGGAAAGUUCAUCCUGGAGCUGGCCCGUGCGCGGGAGGGCGAAAAGACCGGCUGGAUUUCGGUUUCGCGCAAAACGUACUACCCACCGACGGUCAGCUCGAUCAGUGCCAACUUCCACAAGCACGAGAGCUCAACCUCGCUCAGCUUUUCCGACGACAACAGCUCGAUCCAGUCUUCGCCGUGGCAGCGGGACCACUGCUGGAAGCAGACCAACCCGCGGCCAAACAUUUCCCGCGAGAUGUCCCUGUACUACCACCGGCCGAGCUCCGUGCGGUUCAAGCUGCCCCGAGAUCUGCUAAAGCGGUUGCGACUGAAACGGCGUCGACCGUACGAAACGGCAGUGCCGCUGCCACCGUUGCACUAUGAGAUUACUAGGGAUACCAGGCAGAGGACGACGGAUGAUGAGGCGGGCACCUCCGAGGACGAUGCGAUGGAUCUGAAGGUGAACGGAACGACGUCUUCGGAGGAGGCCAAUACCAACGGUGCGGUUGAGAAUGGUGGUGCGAGCAAAGAUUUCAAGAUUCGGAAGCGGCGAGGACUGCUACAAAGGAGGCGAGAACUGGCCGCGAUCGUGCAACAGUUGACGGUUCGUGUAGCGAACACGGUCAACAGUACACCGGCACGACCAACGCCCAGCAGUUUGCGGUUCUCCUCGUCCCACCAGCAGCACGUUUCGCCGCGGAAAAGAAUACUCAGAGAGCUGGAGAAAGUCUCGCUGGAGGAUAGCAGUACUAUGAAAAGAUCUCGUCCAAAACCUGGCAGUAAUAGUAAUGUUAUCACGGCGACGACCGCAACUCCACUGGCGCCAGCCGUCGUCACCAGCAACGGCAGUAGCAAUGGGAACGGCAAGUUGACCAACGGAACAGCUACGCCCGCUCCGACGGCGGCGGUCGUUCCGCCAACGACGCCCGUGUCAAGGCCCAUAAGUAGCUACAGCAUAACCUCGCUACUAGGACACAACUCGUCCGGUGAAAGCAGUAACAUCAGCAGCAGGAAGCAGGAAACAAACUCUACAACUAGUCAUCAUCCGUACCAACAACAACACCACCACCACCACCACCAUCAGCCUUCCUAUCAGUAUCUUGGAAAGGAUGCAAUCACCUCACCGAAGUCACCCUCCGAUGCACAUCUAAGUCAGAGGUACUAUGGCAAGAAAAAAUCACCCAGUUAUGGUGGAACGGCAGCGGCUUCGCCGAAUUCUGCGGGUAUGGAGUACACCAUGAUUCGCUCGCCGGAUCUAAGUCCGAGUCCGGAACAUCAAGGUCACAGCUUCACGCGCUACCGGCAGCAUCCGUACAGUAUUCACCCGACGGUUUCGUCCCCAAGCAGCAGCUACUCGACCGUUUCCCGAUGUUCACCAUCGCCCAGUACGAAUGACUCGGCCAGUUCGCCCUAUAGCGGUGGAAAUGCUGCCAAGUAUCGGCCAACUUAUCUGGCGUCCAGUGGUUCCCCACCGUCUUCCGCGAAUCCUGCUGGUUCGGCCAAUUCACCUCAACACUACUCACGACAGUCACCGCUGAAUUUUGCCCGAUCGCCACCUCCUUCGCAUCAGUCCAACUACCCACCGCUAGCCCGAAAGGAACCCUCUUCGUCGCCUCGUGCAUCCCCGGUUGUCGACCCGGUGCGCGUUCCGACCACAACACCAACCUCGUCAUCAGCCGCAACGCCCACCAUCCGGACGGUUCCAAAGAAGACAGCUGCUCUGAGGCAACAGUUUGGAUCACCGUCCCCGUCUUCGCCGUCAACCGAUCCGGUAAAGCGGGAACGAUCCAAUUCGAACGCUUCAUCGACGUCCUCCGAGGUGAAUCGAAGUGGUGCCCAUCUCAAGAAGGAACUUGACUACGCCGAACGGUCCGCAGCCGUCGACAUGGUAGACGGCGUCCAUCACCAUCCCUCAUCAUCUCAGGCUAGUCCGGUGAUCCGACCGAGCACGGUGAUUGCAUCGCCCACUCCUCAUCAUCCGGUUCCGAAUCCGUUCUACAUGUACCCACCGCAAAUAGCCGCGUCGCUUCUCGCUGCCCAGCAGUCCAGUGCUGUUCCCUUCUUGCCGGCCUCGCCGCUCACAUCGUACUAUCAGCACAUGUACAACCAGGCAGCUGUGGCCGCGACCUACCGGAACCAGGUGUGGAUGCACUACCAAGGUCUCGGACCACACGCUGCUGCUGCCGCCGCCGCAGCUGCAGCGGCCGCCGUAUCACCACCAGUCGCCCCAACAGCACCCCCACCACCAUCGUCCGGCGGUUCGCGAGACGCACAACGUGAUUCCAGUCGAAUACAUUCCGUCAGCACUGCCACCGCCAUCAGCAGUAGUUCCUCCCCCUCGCCGGCGUCUGCUGCACUGAACUACAGCGCAGCAGCGCUUGCCUCCUCGUCCCACCAUCCGCCACCACACCUUCAUCCGGGAAUCGCCUCGCACUGGAGCACGCCCAGCUCCGGCCGGAGAACGCCACCACCUUCGUCGGCAGUAACGAGCUCAGCCGCGAAAAGCGACAUCGGAGCAGACGUUCCUCUCAACCUAUCGAAGCACUGAUCAUCCGCUUGGUGGCAACGUGGCCAAUUCCCAGGGACUGUGAGUCAUGCGUGGAAACCAGCAGCAGCGAAUUCGUACCAGUAAACAAUAGAACACGGUGGGCAAAAUAACCACAACAACAAACCGCCUAAUACAAGAAAAAAUGGACGGGAGAGGAGUAACGCCUAGCGUUCCACAAUCUCGCUCCAUUUUUGUGUUUGUGUAAAUGUAAGUGUGAUCUGUAGCUGAGUCACUUUAAACAAAGAAGGUAAAACAAAACUGAGUGCAGCCGUCGUGUUUGUGUAUAUUUAUCAAUAGAAGGGAAGAGAGGGAAACAAAACAAAACGACACAACUAACCGUAUGCUUUUUAGUGUUGGUGUGUGAUUCGCAUAAACAUAUAUACAUAAAUAUAUAUAUAUUGUUUUAAGAGUAUAUACAACCUAUAUAUUGAUGGGAAAACAGAGAAGAGAUCAGGAAAAAAACACAAACAACCAUUUACUGUAGCAAAGGGGUCCAGACUACAAAACAAAAAGAAAACCUAAGGUUUUAAACUAUUUUCCGAUGAAAAGAGAAACAAGAGGAAACUAUUUUUGCUAAGAUUUGUAAGAAAUUAUAAAAGAGGAAAUUAUAUACAUGUAACAUAUAUACACACAUCUACAUAUACACGUACAGAAAUAUUAUAUAUACAAAACGAGAAAAAGGAUCGCGACGAAAUUCAAUUUAUAAACGUUUUGGCAAAACACUACAUUUUAUGAAGAAUUUUAGCGCUCAGUAAAUUAUACCACUGGGUGUUUGAACUCUGCAAAAUAACAGCGAAAACAAUGCGAGUCAAUUACACGAUUCGUGGCCGUGAAAUUCUCAACCAAAUCUAAAUAUGCAGAUUGAUCACUGUUGAACGUGGCUCCAUUUGCGAGGUGUCACUUUCAUAAUGGUUCCUUUUUCUUCAAACCAAACCACGAACCAAGUAAAGACAUGCAAAUUUUGAAGCACUUUUAUUUGUUCAAUACGCAAGCUACAUGUUUUGAGUGGAUUUUGAGCAAACUACGUUUAAAUUGCUCAGUUUUAAGCAGUUGCUACUCAAUAUUUGAGUACUCUUUGUAUGACGAUUUCAAAUUUGCAAUCUAGCAAAACAAUUCAAAAGGGCCAUUUUGGACUUGCAAACAAAGAGCGUAUUUUGCCCACGCUAGAAGAUGUUUACAUCUGGCAUGAAAGGGAUACACUCUUUGUUUACACUACGGCCUCUUUGCAUUGUUUUGCUUGAAAUGUAUAAUUUGCGUGUCAGAACUGUCAUUCGUACACGCUUAUUGCGUGUUGAACGAGAUUGUGUUUCACUUCUGCGUGUCUGAAAAUCAACUAUAAUAACCACUAGAAGUGCUAUCAAUUAAUCAGUGUGCAUCCAAAAUAUUAUCUUCCUCCUCAAUAGCUUGUCCCGCCUUCCCGAUGUGUUUCCCCUUGUUCCCCGCGCCUUUAAAAUGACAACCCGGCGGAGAGAUACACGAAAAACGAAUCUCAUUCUCUCAAACCCACUAUUGUAGUUUGUGUUUUAAAGCAAAUGUCGCUAGAUGAGCAUGUAAUGUGUAUAUUCUAUUAUAGACUGAAACUAUAUUACUCCUAGGAUGUGUACUGCGUUUGAGUGCGAAAGUGUGCGAAAGAAACGAGAGUUUGUAAGAGUGUGAAUUUGUAUGUUUAACAGUUUUUGAAACGAAAAACACGUUCAACGUUGUUGGAAAAUUUCAGAUCAAAACGCAAAAAGAACUCCGUGAGAACAAAUAGGUCAGAGAUUCAAAUAUUUAUCAAAAAAAAUCAAACAAAAUCAAAUUAUCAAAUCGCCAAUCAAACCGGAAAAAAUAUUAACAAAGCCAGAGUCUAACGAGUUAAAGGGUCGAUAAUAUUUUUGCUAUUUUUAUACAAACUAUAGCCACACGCGCAAGAGAAAUGAAAAUUUCGGCCGGCCAAAAUUUUAAGAAACAAAGUACUAAACAGAGAACAACACAGUUUUACUAAAGAAAAUACUAAGAAAAAAAAACAACAACAAAAAACGAGUGUGCCUUUCAAAACAACAACUACAACAAAAGAACUAAACCAAAAUGGAAAUUCACUACAAUUACAACGGUAAAUGAUCUUAUUGAAAAAUACAAACAAAAAUCCUAGAGAACAGACUUGAACGUUAAAGACACAACAAAUAUAUAGAAAUAUUACAUCAUACAUACACAAACCGAACGACGAUAGUCCAGCAGAAAGCCUAAAAUUGUGACAAAUCUUAUGAGCAUCGAAUCGACCUCCCACAUGAGAACUAACUUACCGAAACAUCAAAGCACAAAAAAGCAGUAAUUUGCAUUUUUUGGUCGCGGAAUAGCGAUGACUGAAGGUAUAAAUCCGUACUUUAUGAGUGAAAUUUGCAAGUUCUGCAACACCUAAACGUUGCAGGACUUUUCAAAUUUCGUUUCUUAUGUUAAAUAUAUUUUUAGAUAAUAUAUUAAUGGCGUCUGUGGAAGGUCCCGCUCUGACUCAAAAUCACCUGUUGAGCCUUAUGUAAACGUCAUUGUAUGCAGUUGAAACUAAAAGCUAAAAGUGAAUCUUCCAAAUUUUGGUAUAACCUUCCUUUAGUGUAAUUUUGGAAAAAGUUGACCAACUUUUUAGUAAGAUUCAGAUACAUCAAUCAUUCCUCUGUGAUUUUGAAUGUGUUUUUGAUACGUAAAUCACAAUAAGAUCCUGCUGAUUUUCUAUACGAUUUUUGACGCAAUCGAAAUUGAAACGAUUAAGUCACAUUUGAGAAUAGAAAACCACCAAGAUUGAUAUUGCAUAAAAUAAUGCAUGAAUCCUUCACUUAUCUCUAUUCCGUGACCAGUAAUGCUAAUGUCUACGCCCACUAAAAAAAGUAUGCCAAAUCAUGUGUUGAUUUCUCCGAAGGAAGCGAUCUUUAGGUUUUGUUGUGUAGAUCAUUAUUAAGAGCGAGAGAGAUAAAACCAAAACAAACCAACAAACAUGCUUUAAAAUAUGUCCCCAAGAGAUUUCAGACGCGAACAAACUGGUUAGUUUAAAUUUGUCGAAACAGACAGCGCACACACAUACACAAAUACAUUCCAGGGUAGGAUACGAAAUCAGUAGAACGAAAGUCAACAACUUCUAACAUUUCCACGAACAUUUAAGUAAACUUUUCUUUUUUUUUCAAGCAAGCACACAAAUACAUACACAGCACACCCUCACAUGCAAACAUGUCGCUCCCUUAACUUUUGCCACUGUAAAACAAACUAAAAUUUGCUUGUUUCGAGCAGAUUUUAUCAAUAUAUCAUCAAACAAGUUUGUGAGUGUAUCUCGUACGUCGUACUCAAAACUGAAUUAAUCGAACGCCGGCAUUCGAGAAGCUUUUUUCUGCAACGUAUGAUAUCCAGAUUUUGAGGCAAAGAUGGCGUUACGAAAAUGUAAAAAUCGCGCAGUGGUACCAACAUUAGAAAAAAACCACAUUUAAGUUUGCAUGAUUUUUAUGCGAGCAUGCCAGCCUUCUACAACCUUGUUUCAAAUCAUCUAGUUUUCGUCAAAAUUGAACCUACUAAGAAAUGAGCAAAUUGGGCAUCUGUCAGAUUUGCGUAAAUUUCUCUUAGAUCUUACUCAAUUCAGUUUCGUUGAAGUGAAGUUCACUCAAAUCUGACAGAUGUCUCUUAUACUCGUUCUGUGUUUAUUCGAUUUAGACGAAAAUUGAGCUAUUUUCAAUUUGCGUAUAAGUUUGAUUUGAAAUACUCACAUUUUUGUUAUGUUAUGCGGAGCGUCUGUUCACACAAACGUUGGGCGUUUUCUCAAAAUAUUUCAUUUUCCCCGCACUGUUCUUUGGCGCAUUUCCCUUUGGCCGUUUGAGACGUGAAACGAGUAGAACUUGAAUUUCCAGAAAAUAAUGAUUUAAAUCUAAAUCGUAUACAAAACAAAGUUGAUUUAUUUUAUGGUGUAAUUUAUUUAAUUUAUUUUUCGCUAUCUAAUCAAAAGGAAUAUUUUCGAAAAAAGAAUCACAAAAACAUUGGGUGAAACUCACAGUUAGACAGAUUCGGAUGUUGCAAAUAUUAUGUUUACUGGGACAGGUUAGAGUUCUGUACAUUAUUUCACUCACUUUCGAAUAGAUAGACCUCAUUCAGGCUCUCGUUGUGGACUGAAGAUGAAGGGUUUCAUUCAAAUCCGUCAGAGUUUACGCCGACGGAAGAACAAACACACUAAACGAGCACUGUUAACUUUUAAGGGUAAAAGAUUACAAAACUAAAAGAUUUCUUUGUAUAAACUAUGAUAAUUAGAUAUGGAAGCGAACAGUUGCACACAACUACAAAACACACAAAAAACGAACAAAUAAGUGUUUGUAAACAAGUAAGACUCGUAAAUGUAUGCCAACGCUUUGUAAUCGGUUUAGAUAUCAGUGAGGUAUAGCUUUUUCGUAGAUUUUAAAUUGUGCGGAGACAUCCCAAAAUGCAAGUCGUUCCAAAUAUCCAAACACUAUCACUUAUAAACAAACACAUACAAAUACAUAGCUUUCAACUAUUACAAUACUUUCUUGUGCAACAAUAGAAACAAACACAUUACUCUACACUACAUCAUACCAACAUAUACCGCAUACCUUAUAUCCCUAGCUAAGUUCACUAAGUCACAGCUGCAUUAAAACGAGUGAAGGACCAAUCCUGGAACUAAUUGCAUUUUGAUCGACUCACAUAAAAACGAAAAAGACAAAAGUUUUGAUUGAAGCGAUAUUUUUUUCACUUUCUAAUAAAAUGGUCAGGUGUUAUAAUUCUGCUUUGUGUACAUUUAUUGGGAAAAACCAACGGCAGAAAAUAUUUAUAUUAUAAACGUAAUGUAAAGAAAAACACUGAAUAAAGAACAACGGCAAGACAUGAGUUGGAAAACGUAGGAUUUCAUUAGUUUUUUUUUUCUUUUUUGAGUUUUAAGUUAUUGUAUUAUUAGUUUUUUACGUAGCUUUCCGUUUGGACCACUGGCUGGAAGGGAGAAUAUUUUAUAUAAAUAUACUAAAGAGUUGAGACGACGAAGAACGUGGAACAAAAACAAAUUUACGAAAGAUUUUACAAUGAAACUUUUCAACUCCGUAGUUUAUUUUCAAAUGAAGGUGAGAUUUUUUUAAGGAUAAGCUAUAAUGGCACAGAUGAAAAUAAACAAACUGAAACAAUGAGUUGACUUGAGAAAAAGGAAAAAUGAAACAAUUCUCUAUUCUUUAUAAAAUAGUAGCUGUACAGUAUUUUUCCAUAUAAAUAUAUUUUAUUAUCCGUAUCAAUUAAUUACUAUUCUUAUUACUGAAUUAUGAUAUAACACAAAUAAAUAAGAUGAAUGAAAUAAAAUUGAUUCAAAUUAUAAA